AUGGUUUAUUCUGCUGCUCCACUUGAGGUUUGUGCUGAAAAGGAAAUUAUUACUGUCCGUGAUUGCUCAGAGUUGGUAGAUAGUAAAAUUUUGUUACACUCGUACACUCCCCUUGAAAUUUGGGGCAUUUAUUAAAUUAACAAAUAAAGUAGUUAAAAUAGAGUAGAUCUACCAGGAUGAUGAUGCAAAUAGGAAAUCGAGCUGGGACUUAAGUCCUUGUUAAAAAGACAGGGCUAUUUUGUUGUUGUUGUUGUUGUUGUUGUUUUAAAUUGAUGGUAGUUUCACCAAAUCUAAAGGAGGAUAAGGUAGUCGCCCAAUUCUAAGGGCAGUUAGAGGACUUAAGUAUACAAUGCUAUUUUGAAUUACAUUAUUUUGCACACUUUUCUAGUGCUUGUAACAUUGCCGUGAUUAACUGUGAAAACUGUUACAAUAAAAUGCCCGGAUUGUUCUCGGAUAAUUUUACCAACUGACGUUUAUCUGUCGUGACCUAUCUUUGAGCAGUUUUUUGUUUGGUUGGAAAUAGCACGUGAAUUCCUCAAAUUCAAGCAAUGCUAUAUGUACAUGAUCUUCACUGGGUCUACAAGUCAAACAAAACAACUGAAGUUAAGUUCACUGUUUAUUGGCCAGUAAUGAACCACGUAACGGUGUUUUUUUUUUCAAUUAACCAAUAUGUACAAAACCAUCAAAGCUCAUGAAGGAAUUGCUUGAAAUAAUUGUAACACCUUUGAUAUUGCCUACAAUUAUUGUUCAGGGUAUAGUACCAGUUUACACUGAUUGGCUUGUUUUCUCUGGCUAUGUUCUAA
This is a messenger RNA of Porites evermanni, 803 nucleotides long. NCBI's taxonomy places the organism in Eukaryota, Metazoa, Cnidaria, Anthozoa, Scleractinia, Poritidae. The record is from the annotation of a GenBank genome assembly.